Messenger RNA from Impatiens glandulifera, 803 nucleotides. RefSeq lists its product as uncharacterized. The transcript is spliced from 7 exons. Bases 64 to 744 code for a protein of 226 amino acids. NCBI's taxonomy places the organism in Eukaryota, Viridiplantae, Streptophyta, Magnoliopsida, Ericales, Balsaminaceae. The record is from RefSeq and is a predicted model, not a curated record.
AAAAUUAAUGGGCUUCAUCAAUAUAGAAGAAGAAAGAGAAGUGGACGAACCAGAGACUCUCUAAUGGCUUCCUCCUCCAUCGCUUUUUCUCCCACUCCGUCUUUCUGCCGCAAAUUCAACGGUAACUUUUACAGACAUACUUCUCGCCAUCCUCGUCGUCCUCUCCUUAUCGUCUCGAAACAUCAACAGAAUGACAGCAAAUCUACCUUAACAACGACCAGCAGCCGCAGGGAAGUGAUUCUAAAGACAAGCGAGAUUGCAAUGUUUAUAGCCAUUCUUAAUUUCAGUGGAAAAAAACCAAAUUAUCUUGGAAUACAGAAGAACCCACCUGGACUUGCCCUAUGUCCAGCUACUCAGAAUUGUGUAUCAACUUCUGAGAACAUCACUGACCUAAACCACUAUGCUCCACCCUGGAAUUAUAACCCUGAUGGUAAACGUGGGAAUAUAACCAGAGAAAAGGCAAUAGAAGAGCUGCUUCAAGUGAUCAAAUCAACAAAGGUGGACAAGUCCAAUCCAAGGAUCAUAGAGAAGAAAGACGAUUAUUUGUAUGUUGAAUACUCAAGCCCUAUCUUGAAGUUGGUUGAUGAUGUUGAGUUUUGGUUUCCACCUGGUAAGAAGCCGAUAGUACAAUACAGAUCAGCUUCUCGUGUGGGCAGUUUUGAUUUUGAUGCCAACAAAAAGAGGAUUAAGGCAUUGCGUUUACAGUUGGAGAAGAAGGGUUGGGCUUCCGAAAACAGCUUCUAAGAAAGUAUAUAGAUUCUUUAAUUAAAUAAGAUAGAGGAUAAUAACAACCUUCUUUCCUU